Molecule: messenger RNA, 1383 nt
Organism: Oryza sativa Japonica Group (Japanese rice)
Lineage: Eukaryota; Viridiplantae; Streptophyta; Magnoliopsida; Poales; Poaceae
Product: protein ORANGE-LIKE, chloroplastic
Cellular component (GO): chloroplast membrane
Source: RefSeq, a predicted model, not a curated record
CAUAGUUCCGUACGCCCCAGCAUCACCAUACACCAGCAGCGCCCUGCAGCUGCAAGCCUGCAACUAGUCGCUGGCCGGCCGGCCGGCCAUGUACUACUGCCUCGCCGCGCCGCCGGCCGCUGCGGCACCGGCAGCGCCAGCGGCGAGGCGCGCGUCCUCUUUCCUCUUCGUGGUGUCGGUCCCUCCUCCGACUUUAUGGGGGAGGGUGACGGGAGGCGCCGUGUCCGCCCAGCGGCUGGUGCGGCGGCGGUGCUCCUCCGCCGGCGAGCCCAGGGCGGCCGGCGACGGUGGCCUAUCCAGUUUUUGCAUAAUUGAAGGCCCAGAGACUAUACAAGACUUUGUUCAAAUGCAAUCACAAGAGAUUCAAGACAACAUCAGGAGCCGCCGUAACAAAAUUUUCCUUUUGAUGGAAGAGGUUAGACGAUUGCGGGUGCAGCAGCGAAUCAGAACUUCUGAAAGCAGAGGUGCAAGCAGUGAAGAAAGUGAAAUGCCUGAAAUCCCGUCUAGUAUUCCCUUUUUGCCUAAUACGUCACCGAAGACAAUGAAACAACUCUAUUUGACAUCAUUCUCAUUCAUAACUGGGAUAAUCUUUUUUGGAGGCUUGAUAGCCCCAGUACUUGAGCUGAAAUUAGGGCUAGGUGGUACAUCUUAUGAAGAUUUUAUAAGGACCAUGCACUUGCCUCUUCAAUUAAGUCAGGUAGAUCCCAUUGUGGCAUCCUUUUCAGGUGGUGCAGUUGGUGUAAUCUCGGCAUUAAUGUUGGUUGAAAUUAGAAACGUCAGGCAGCAAGAGAAGAAAAGGUGUACAUAUUGCCAUGGGACUGGAUACUUGCCAUGCGCUCGCUGUUCUGCAAGUGGAAUGCUAUUGAACAGCAAGAGUUUUUCACUUUCAUGUGACAACGGCCAUAAUAUGUGGUCUACAACCGAAAGGUGCCCCAAUUGUUCAGGAGCUGGAAAGGUGAUGUGCCCAACUUGCUUGUGCACAGGAACGGCAAUGGCAAGCGAGCAUGACCCACGGAUAGACCCCUUCGAUUAGUGAUGAGCAAUUGGAAUCUGGAAGUGUGUAUUCUAGCUGUACUGUUGGCUGCCCCCCCUUUUUGUUUGUGUUGCUGUGAUAGGCCUGAAUACCUGAAGAAUGAAGUUCAGAUCACACAACGAAAGCCAAAAGCUGUAACCGUACGAUGAAUGAACUCUGUGACUAGUAUAGAACUCUCGUCUGUGGAACUUUUUCCGAAUUAUUUUUGUAAAGAUUUAAGGAAUUACUUAUCGCACGUCGAACACAACGCGACGGUUUGGCCGAGUGGUCUAAGGCGCCAGAUUUAGGCUCUGGUCCGAAUGGGCGUGGGUUCAAAUCCCACAGCUGUCAAUUCUAUUUUUAAUUUCCUA